Messenger RNA from Plasmodium vinckei vinckei, 447 nucleotides. Its product is annotated as conserved Plasmodium protein, unknown function. The transcript has a single exon. Bases 1 to 447 code for a protein of 148 amino acids. The record is from RefSeq and is a predicted model, not a curated record. NCBI's taxonomy places the organism in Eukaryota, Apicomplexa, Aconoidasida, Haemosporida, Plasmodiidae.
AUGCAAUACAAUCUAAUUUUAAACAAAAUAAACACAAACUAUGUUGUUGACCCAUAUGUAAGUAUGCUAUAUAUAAAGAGAGCAUACAAGUAUUUACAUUUCCUUAAAAAAAAUAAUGGAAAUAUUGUCAUACUAGGGAAUAAAUAUAAUGAAAUUAAAUUAGAAAAUUAUUUUGAAAACAAAAUAGACCAUAAACAGUUAUGUGAUUUAAACUUUUUAACAAACUCAACAAAAAAAUAUGACCUAUUAAUUUGUACUGAUAUACCAUUAUAUUAUACCUAUAUCAAAAAUAUUUUUAUACCUAAAAUGUUUGUAGGACAUGGAUCAGAAUUUGUUAAAAAUAAAAACUACUUACACAUUUUUGAUUAUUUUAUUCCUCUUACUAAUAAAAAAUUAGACAUCCAUUUGCAUUACAUUCUCCAAAAACGCUACUUAUCCUCACCAUAA